AGUGGAUCCAAGAUGGCGUAGAAAGUAAAGCUAGAUACUCUGUCCCAGAGUCAUGGAGGACAGAAGCCCACAGAAGUCAUGUGAAGAAGCCAUCAGAUCGUUAGUCAGGCAGGAGUAUGAGGCAGCGGUGGACCACAGCUCGGAGGCCCUGCUGGCUUUGGGACAGUGUCCUCCCGCCCCCAGCACGGCCCACUACCGCGACCGCGCUCUCCUCUACCGGAUAGCAGCUCUGAUUCAGCUGAAGAAUUAUGACCAAGCUGAUGAGGACUGUAGACAUGUGCUAACAGAGGAGCUGAGUAAGGGUGAAUGGAGCUUCAGAACUGUGCUACAAAACAUGGUGUUGGAUGGAAGUCUACAGGAGGUGUUUACGAUUCUCUCCAAAGCUCUGUAUGGAGAACCGCUGAAUGGAAUCAUGGCUAAGGAUAUGACCAGGCUGAAGAUACUCUUGUCUGAGAUGGAGACUGUAAGCAGUAAGAUGGUGACCGAGCAGGCAGGUGACUGCGAAGAGGACGUGCAUGAAGGUUGGCACUUCCGACCCCCUCCUCGAGGAGUCACCAGCAGCGAGGAGUACACUCUGUGCAAAAGGUUUCUAGAGCAGGGUCUGUGUCGAUACGGUGCCCAGUGUACUUCAGCCCACUCUCACGAGGAACUGACCGAGUGGCAGCAACGCUACGCCUCCAGACUCAUCCGCCUCAAACAGCAGCAGGAAGGAAAGCAUUACACCGAGAACUACACCGAGGCUCUCAUUGAGAAGUGGAUCAACUCCCUUUCCCCCGACAGAGUGCUUAACGAGUAUGUGGAUGGAAUCACAGUGGAACACAGCUCAGAUCUUUCAGUUACUGUCAACACCAAGAAGUCCUCUCAUUCUUGGACAUUCUCACUGUACUGCAAGCCUGCCCGCACGUUGCACCGCAUCGCCCUGCUCUACGAUGCCAACCGGCCGCAUUUCUCCGUCAUGGGCGUGUGCGCCGGCGACGCCUCCACCCUGGUGCCCCAGCAGGUCUGCGAGGGCGGCUGCCAGGAGUGGAGCGGAGUGGGACUGCUGCAGAACGGCAUGGAUCACUGCCUAUACACUGUGGAGGUGGCCUUCAGAACCGAGAUCUUCGGGACCUUCCGCCAGACGGUGGUGUUCGAUUUCGGCUCUGAGCCCGUUUUGAUGCAGAGGGUGAUGGUGGACGCAGCGUCCAUCGAAGACCUGGAACACUUGAUGCAGGCCCGCCAGCAGCUCCUGAUGACCGCAAAGCGCUGGGACUCGUACUGCAAGACCAUCGUCGACUUCGUCCCCAACGAGAACAUGGAACUGGAGCGCAGUCUGCUCACCCGCUAUCAGAUCCCGCUGUCCGCCGAUCAGCUCUUCACCCAGUCGGUGCUGGACAAAAUGCUUACGCUGGACAACUACCAGUCUCGCCUGCACGACCUGCUGUACAUUGAGGAGAUCGCUCAGUACAAGGAAGUCAGCAAGUUCAACAUCAAAGUCAACCUGCAGCUGGUCUCCAGCUUCAUGCUGACCGGCAUCUCCGGCGGUGCCAAGUACGCCCAAAACGGCCAGCUGUUUGCCCGCUUCAAGCUGACCGAGACCCUGUCCGAGGACACUCUCGCGGGAAGGCUGGUGAUGACCAAGGUGAACUCGGUGCUUCUGCUACCCCUGAGUCGGGACCCGGCUAGUCAGGGACAGCCGGCCAGUUCCAAGGAGCGCGUCUACGAGGCCCUGAUCGAGGAGAAGACCAAGGACUACAUCUUCCUGCGCAUCUGCAAGGAAUGCUGUGAGGAGCUUAAUCUGAUGCAAGACAGAGAGCUGCAGGUGGAGCUACAGUUUCAGCUGAACAGACUUCCUCUGUGUGAGAUGCACUACGCUCUGGACCGUCUCCGGGACAACAGCAUCCUCUUUCCCGACACUAGCCUAACUCCCAUCAUCCCGUGGAGCCCCAACAGGCAGUGGGACGAGCAGCUAGACCCUCGAUUAAACGCCAAGCAGAAGGAAGCCAUUCUGGCCAUUACCACCCCCCUGUCAAUUCACCUUCCUCCCGUGCUCAUCAUCGGCCCCUACGGCACGGGCAAGACCUUCACACUGGCUCAGGCUGUGAAACACAUCCUUAAACAGCCUGACUCACGGGUCCUCAUUUGCACCCAUUCGAACAGCGCAGCAGACCUGUACAUAAAGGACUACCUCCAUCCAUACGUGGAUGCAGGAAACCCGCACGCAAGACCACUCAGGGUUUACUUCAGGAACCGCUGGGUGAAAACGGUGCAUCCGGUGGUGCAGCAGUAUUGCCUGAUCUCUGGUACUUACCUCACCUUCCAGAUGCCCACCCAACAGGACAUCGAGCGCCACAGGGUGGUGGUAGUCACCCUCAGCACCUCCCAGUAUCUCUGUCAACUUGACCUGGACCCUGGGCUUUUCACACACAUCCUGUUGGACGAGGCGGCCCAGGCUAUGGAAUGUGAGACCAUCAUGCCGCUGGCUCUGGCUAGUAAAACCACACGUAUCGUCCUGGCUGGAGACCACAUGCAGCUGAGUCCGUUCGUAUACAGCGAGUUUGCGCGGGAGAGGAACCUGCACGUGUCCCUGCUGGAUCGGCUCUACGAGCACUACCCAUCCGAGUACCCCUGCAGGAUCCUGCUGUGUGAAAACUACCGCUCCCAUGAGGCAAUCAUCAACUACACGUCGGAUCUGUUCUACGAGGGCAAGCUGAUGGCCAGCGGCAAGCAGCCCCCCCAUAAGGACUUCUACCCUCUGACCUUCUUCACAGCCCGGGGCGAAGACGUGCAGGAGAAGAACAGCACGGCCUACUACAACAAUGCUGAGGUCUUUGAGAUCGUGGAACGUGUCGAAGAGAUGAGAAAGAAGUGGCCGGUGGCCUGGGGGAAGCUGGACGAGGGCAGCAUCGGAGUGGUGUCGCCCUACGCAGACCAGGUGUUCCGGAUCCGCGCCGAGCUCCGUAAAAAGCGAAUGCAUGAGGUCAGCGUGGAGAGAGUGCUUAACGUGCAGGGUAAGCAGUUCCGCGUGCUGUUCCUCAGCACCGUUCGAACCCGCCACACUUGCAAGCACAAACAGACGGCCAUCAAGAGGAAGGAGCAGCUGGUGGAAGACUCCACCGAGGACCUCGACUACGGUUUCUUGUCCAACUACAAACUUCUCAACACUGCCAUCACACGUGCCCAGUCCCUGGUGGCUGUCGUAGGAGACCCCAUCGCGUUGUGCUCCGUGGGACGCUGCAGAAAGUUCUGGGAAACGUUCAUCUCCAUCUGCAACGAUAACGGCAGUCUGCACGGCAUCACUUUCGAGCAGAUCAAGGCCCAGCUGGAGGCUCUGGAGCUGAAGAAGACCUACGUGCUAAACCCGCUGGCCCCGGAAUUCAUCCCGAGAGCUCUGAGAGCCCAGCAGCCUCAGGUUCCCGGCAAACACCAGCACUCCCCACCUAAGGCAAAGGGACAGCUUGCCAAUCACACGGAGCACUUUCCGUCUGAAGGCUUUGUUCAACCCAGCGCUGCCGUGUUAAUGGGGAAUCCCAUUCAGGCUUUUACUCCACCCGGGGGAACAGCGCCAGCCUCGGGUAAAUCCCCUAGCCCCGUGCAGCGUAUCGACCCUCACACCGGAGCCAGCAUCCUCUACGUGCCCGCUGUCUACGGGGGCAAUAUGGUCAUGCCCAUGUCUCUGCCGUUGCCAUGGCCGGGCUACCAGAACCGUUUUGCCAUGGACCCUCGCAUCAUGAGUCACCCAGCAGCCAUGGCAGCCUACAACUUGAACCUGCGACCUGCCGUCAAUCGAGCGUCUCCCGUGCUUUACGGCCUGGGCCAACCUUCCCCGCUGGGCAUCGGCCAGCUACCCGCCACAGACAAAGAGCUUUUACAGGAGCCUAAUGCUAACGGUAAGGUUGAUGUUAAUGGAAAAGUGGAGCACAACAGGCUGCUGACCCCUGAAAGAAAAGCUCCAGAGCUGAAAGAAAAACAGGUUGAGCCUGAGCCUGUUCAUAACAAAAGCCCAGAGGCCCACGCCAGCCUGCUCUAUUCCUCCACCCGCCUCCUACGCAAGGACCCUCCGACCCAGCGCCCCCUCGGCUUCCCCCUGCCCCCUCCUCACCCUGCCUUCGUCCCCCACGGCCCUCCGGGUCACCUGCCGCACUACGGCCUUCCCAGACCUCUUCGAGUGCAGCCCCAGCCCCCCGCCUACCCUCCGUCAUUCUUCAGCGGCCACACUUUGGGUCAGCGCCCCCUGCACUCACCGGGCCUGGAAGGGUUGGACAGCGGGGAGAGCAUGGUGGGUAACGCUGUUCCAGAUGAACUGAAGAAUGUCGUGAGAGGGCUGCCUUCACAGCACCAGUCACAUCAGCAGCAACAUCAGCAGCAACAUCAGCAACCACAUCAGCAGCCAAUGCGCCUCAACAGCUUCGGAGAGGAGAGUCUCGAUUCGCUGUUGGGUGACUCUCUGGAUGGCCAGAGCUGUUCAGGUCUGGAUACUCUGGCUUCCCAACAGCAGCAACAGCAGCAGCAUCAGCCGCCAGUACGUCUGAGCCAUUGGGGCGAGCCCGGGCCCUUCCUGCAGGGUGCAAUCCCUCCCUUUACCCUGGCGCAGCAGCUGGCACACAUGGGCCAGCCGGGCAUGCGGCUUCCCCAUCAGCUUCUCCGUGCCAACUGGGGCCUGGGUGCUAGCGCUGAGGACGAGAACAGAGUGCCCAUGUCCAGGUACCCCGGUCUGCUCCCCCAGGAGCCAUACGAGCAGCGAGAAGCCACUGAAAUGCCGCCCCCUCAGUCCCGCCUGCUACAAUACCGCCAGGUGCAGCAGCCCCACCCUCCAGGAGAGCUACCUUCCCCACCCUCCUCCUCAUCCGCCCUGUCUUCUGCUCCCUCUAGUUCCAACAAUCACAACCACACCCCCCUCCAGGGACCUUUCCCUUUCUCGGAGACCAGCUGUGAGCUCCCUUUUCAACAGCAGCAGGCCUUCAGCCAGGGCUCCCUCCCCCUUCAUCCCGAGCACGUUCCCGUCAAGUACCUCUUACCAGAGGCCCACUGGCACCAUGCUAGCGCGCAGCAGUGCCCGCCGCUGCCGUUCGGCCUACAGCACGGCCCUUUUACACAGAUGCAGCUACAUCAGCACAAACAGCAACAGCAGCUCCAGGCCUCACACAAUGCCCUCCACAGUCUAGAAGAGUAUGAACCACGGGGGCCCGGACGGCCCCUUUACCAGAGGCGGAUCUCCUCCAGCUCUCCUCAGCCGUACAGCGAGAGUAUGGUGCAGUGUAAGGAGCCUCAGGAUCCCGCGGCCUCCUUCGCGUAUUCCCAAACAGACCUGUGGCCCGCCCCGGGCCCCGCUCCUCUACAUAACAUUCCGUGCAAUGGAGCCAGCCGUCUCGUCCCUGACAGGGAUAUUUUAGUUUCAAAAGUGAUGAGCGGUGCGGAGGAGCACGUCCAGCCCGAGUGCGCGCAGCAACCUCCUCAGCCGGCCGGCCUCGCGCCUCUCCAGCAGCCCGGACACUUCCCAGCCCUCCUGCCCAGCAAGCAGAUACCCCCGGACCCCGGAGGAGCGGGCCCCGCGCCAGCCCCCGGCCACCCCAAGACCCCGACCAUGUCGUACGCCAGCGCCCUCCGAGCCCCUCCGAAACCUCGCUGCCCGCUGCCCGAGCAGGCCAAAAAGAACAGCGACCCGAUCUCAUUGUUACAGGACCUUAGCAUAGGGAGUUCCAACAGUAGCAAUGGCUAUUACUCAUAUUUUAAAUAAGUGCAUAUAUAUAUAUAUGAAUAUAAAUAUAUAUAAAUAUAAUACACCCUCUUAAUUAAAAAUUCCAAACAAACAAAAAAAAUAGAAUAACAAUCAACAAAAAAUCAACGUUAAAAAAAAAAUGCUUUUGAUUUUGGUCUAGUUAGUCUUUUUGCGUUUUAUUAUUUUUUACUUUAUUUAGUUAGUCCUUUCUUUUACAGUUUGACUGUGCUUUAACAAAUGAAAGUCAGCAUAUAUAUUAAAAACGUACCAAACCGUUGAAUAUAAAAAAAAAACCACAAACGUUUAUGAAAACAGAAGAUUUUUUAAAACACAGAGAAUCGGUUGACCAUUCGGCUGCUCGUCUUUUCUUCUCCUGGAAUUAUGUCCGCUCUCUUUGCAUUUACUAGCUGUAGUAAACUAGUAAGUUGAAGUGAUUUUAUUUCCCGGCUGGCUUUUAAUUAUGAGUUCUUUAAUCAUUAUGGGUGUGUGUUUCUCGUGCCGGCAGCUGAAUGAUGAACCGACUCGGACAAAAAAAAUAUUAUAAAAAACUUGUAUAGCUGUAGACAGACUUUUCUCAGACUGUACAUAAGAAUAAAGACAUAAAACAAA
This is a messenger RNA of Trichomycterus rosablanca, 6307 nucleotides long. It is a transcript of the gene helz, whose product is annotated as helicase with zinc finger. Gene Ontology annotation, molecular function: metal ion binding; helicase activity. The transcript has 31 exons. NCBI's taxonomy places the organism in Eukaryota, Metazoa, Chordata, Actinopteri, Siluriformes, Trichomycteridae. Bases 53 to 5716 code for a protein of 1887 amino acids. Gene Ontology annotation, biological process: regulatory ncRNA-mediated post-transcriptional gene silencing. The record is from RefSeq and is a predicted model, not a curated record. Gene Ontology annotation, cellular component: P granule; cytosol.